GCCAGCGUGAAGUUGAGUUGUAGCGUUAGCUAGCUGUUAGCGUAUGUGCUAGCAAGCUAGCCUAAAUAUAAUUAACACACGAUAGCACACGCUAGAAAGCAUAUAAACAUUUAGCUAAGUAGCUAAAGUCACUCAUUUGUCAUCUUGCACCACUGGGACUAAGGCUACGGAGCGGAUAAAUACGUUUGUGUUAAGGUUGCCAAGGUACAGUACUGCAAGAGUACUUUCACCUUCACACUUAAGGCAUAAAGGACACAACUUGAACGUCUCCUCAAGGCUGAAACCCGAGGAGCAAGAUGUCGAUCACAAACACUCCCACAAGUAACGAUGCCUGUUUGAGCAUUGUGCACAGCCUGAUGUGCCACCGACAGGGAGGGGAGAGUGAAAGCUUUGCUAAGCGAGCGAUUGAGAGUCUCGUCAAGAAGCUUAAGGAGAAGAAAGAUGAGCUCGACUCCCUCAUCACAGCCAUCACUACAAAUGGGGCUCACCCGAGCAAGUGUGUAACCAUACAGAGAACUUUGGAUGGACGCCUACAGGUUGCAGGGCGCAAAGGUUUCCCCCACGUUGUCUAUGCCCGACUGUGGCGAUGGCCUGACCUACACAAGAAUGAGUUAAAACAUGUCAAAUAUUGCCAGUAUGCCUUUGACUUGAAAUGUGACAAUGUUUGCGUCAACCCAUACCACUACGAGAGGGUCGUGUCUCCAGGCAUUGACUUAUCAGGGCUGACCCUUUCAAGUUCAGUUCCACUCCUGGUGAAGAAUGAGUAUGACUAUGACUAUGACAACCAGCAAUGUCACCCAAGCUCUGAAAGCCACCUGCAGAUCAUCCAGCACCCCUCGUCAAGGCCCAGUCCACAGGAGAGCUUCAUCAACCCCACUCUGCUCCCCCCAUCAGACGGCAGCAUUUCAGCCUCAACCUCUGCUUUCGGUGCUGGACCCUCAAAUCCUAACCCCAGUUGGAGCAGAAACAGCAGCUUUACCUCUGCAGUACCACAACAUCAAAAUGGGCAUCUUCAGCAUCAUCCCCCCAUGCCUCACACGGGGCAUUAUUGGCCUGUUACCAACGACAUUGCGUUCCAGCCCCCCAUAUCCAAUCACCCUGCUCCAGAAUACUGGUGCUCCAUUGCGUACUUCGAGAUGGAUGUCCAGGUCGGGGAGACCUUUAAGGUGCUGUCCACGUGUCCGACAGUGACUGUGGACGGCUACGUCGAUCCGUCAGGAGGGGACCGCUUCUGCUUGGGCCAGCUGAGCAAUGUCCACAGGACAGAGAACAUAGAGAGAGCCAGGCUCCACAUUGGCAAAGGCAUGCAGCUGGAGUGCAAAGGCGAAGGAGAUGUCUGGGUGCGCUGUUUGAGUGAUCACGCAGUGUUUGUGCAGAGCUAUUACCUGGAUCGAGAGGCUGGACGUGCCCCUGGAGAUGCAGUUCACAAGAUCUACCCCAGUGCUUACAUCAAGGUGUUUGAUCUGCGUCAGUGCCACAGGCAGAUGCAGCAGCAGGCAGCGACCGCUCAGGCAGCCGUGUCAGCCCAGGCGGCAGCGGUGGCCGGUAACAUUCCCGGCCCUGGCUCUGUGGGAGGCAUCGCCCCGGCCAUCAGUCUGUCUGCCGCUGCAGGCAUUGGGGUUGAUGACCUGCGCAGGCUGUGCAUCCUGCGGAUGAGCUUCGUGAAAGGCUGGGGGCCCGACUACCCACGACAAAGCAUCAAAGAGACGCCCUGCUGGAUUGAGAUCCAUUUACACCGAGCUCUACAGCUACUGGAUGAAGUUCUGCACACCAUGCCCAUAGCUGACCCUCAACCCCUCGACUGAGCAAAGAGACAUGGAAAAAAAAAGAAACCAAUCAGACUGUACUUUUUAACAAACCACUCCACCUGUAGGCCUGGGGGGCUGAAGGAGGACUGCAACGACAGGGACGCUGAGUAGGUUGCAGAAGUAUGAACAAAGAUUUAAAGGAUGGCGGUAUACUGCUAAUACACUGCUUUCAAUUCAAGCGCUACAAGCAGUUGCUAGUAUAUGGAAUGAGACUCCAGAUCUGUAAGUGAACACGUGAGGUACGCUGGUAGCAGUGGUAGUACUCUAACAACAUGCUGCCAAGAGAAUGAAAAACGUGUCCACAGCGACAUUAAAAGAUGCAAAAAGCCUAUCAAUUAUUAAAUUAGUCAUGGUGCAAUACAAAAGAAAUGCAUAACUACAAGAGAGUGUAGAGUGUCGAUCAUAAAAUGAUUCAUACUCAGCCGCUGGCUUUUUUUUUUUUUUUUCAUGAACGAUUCAACAUUUUAAGAUUUUAACACCUAUAGAGCCCGUUAACUAACGGACAAAGGUUCUUUUUUAAACUAUUUAGUAAGAGGGCAAAGUGUUUUGGCUUAAAACCAGUAAAGCCGAGCACAAUGUGACGCUGUGUUUUGGAUGAAAACAUGUCUGAACAUGCUUGAUGUCAUUUCAGCUGGAGUUCACUGCUGAUCUCUCUGGUGCCUGUGUGGCUUCAUGUAAGUGGAGUUUGUCACCUCACAAAUCAGGACGAUUCUGUAAAAUCACGUUAUUCGUUACUUAUGUUUUUGUAAGAUGUAAUCUUAAAUAUCCUUCUAUGCCGAUAGUCCUUGUUUGAUGUUUUUUCUUUUAUAUUCCCGCUUCUGAAUAGUUGUUUUUACUGAUGUAAAGAGCAUUUUAAAAGCCCAUUUUAGCUGACCUCAGCUUCUCCUUCAACACCAUAAAGCUUCUGUUAUUCUACCAGCAGUUGAGGCUGUUAUGAUAUUGAGAAUUGACUUUUUUUAAAUGCCAAAUUUACUUAGAAAUUAUUCAAUAAUUUCAAAUGAAAAGGUUAUUAGAACACAUUGUAAAAUGAUUUAUAAUUGUUCUUUUUAUAUUAAUUGCCCGCAUAGUGUCCAUUAGCACUUUAUUAAUUUGUAAAGAAGUAUUUUUUUCUUGUUUCAUAGACUCAUGCAUGCUUACUUGUUGUACCUAUAUCAUGUUUUUCACAUAGUUGAAAAGGUUUUCUUGCUAAUGACCUAUUAGCUUCAAAAUGUCUGCCUAAAAUCUCUAUUUUCAGUAUCAAACACUCACCCACAGACGGGGUAAAAGGUGCAUUUAGCUCAAUUCUGGCAGAAUGACGACGAUUUGGAACAAAUCGAGGUGUGGCGCAAGAAUGGUUCAUGAAAUUGUAAAUGUUGUCUGUGACACUACCGUUAAACAACCACCUUUCUAACCGAACAUCACUUUAAGAUUGCUCACUGCCACGUUUUGUAUUUAUUAUUUGGAUGACACUUACCGUAAUGUUUUCUAGACAACAGCUGAGUUACGGUAAAGGAGUUGAACUGUGAGAGGAAGCGUAAGCCAUAUCGACACCAAAUAUACCCAGUGAAAAGUUUAUCAGACUGCAGUCGUUUCAUUGUAAUGUUGCUUCUAAAAGCUUGGUUUUAUUUAUCAACAGAAUGAUUUCAGUUUUUGCUGAGCAUAAAUCAAUAUUGUGGUAUUUGGAGCUCUGUUUACCGACAGCUGUUGCAGUAUUUUGUAUCUAUAUCUCUUUUGCUACCUUUACAGUGAUGAAACACAAAAAGAAUGCUGUACAAUUAUCAGGAAAUGCAAGUUCAUGCUCAUCUUAAUCUUUACAAUUGAGUUUGAAUGAUAUUGUUUAUAUGUACGAGUAUGGCUGAAUAAAGUUCAAUGGGCUAACACUAUU
Anarrhichthys ocellatus (wolf-eel) is the source of this 3672-nucleotide messenger RNA. RefSeq names its product mothers against decapentaplegic homolog 4-like. The transcript is spliced from 11 exons. The record is from RefSeq and is a predicted model, not a curated record. Gene Ontology annotation, molecular function: RNA polymerase II cis-regulatory region sequence-specific DNA binding; I-SMAD binding; DNA-binding transcription factor activity, RNA polymerase II-specific. NCBI's taxonomy places the organism in Eukaryota, Metazoa, Chordata, Actinopteri, Perciformes, Anarhichadidae. The coding region runs from base 297 to 1805 and encodes 502 amino acids. Gene Ontology annotation, biological process: anatomical structure morphogenesis; cell differentiation; regulation of transcription by RNA polymerase II. Gene Ontology annotation, cellular component: heteromeric SMAD protein complex.